AUUGAAAUUGCUUUCGAGUCACAUGUGUACUUUGAGGUUACAAAGCACCGACGUGUUGUUGUGUUUAGGUUUAGCAAGAACAGUAUAAAUUCAUCAUAAAAACACACAAAGCUGAAGUCUAAGAUUUGUGUAUGGUAUUUGGUCUAACAAGGAUUUUACAAAGGGGUUUGAGUCGAGUGGUGAAAAUGGCAAAGCCAAAUGUUGUGUUUGUAUUAGGAGGUCCAGGAGCUGGGAAGGGAACCCAAUGUGAUUUAAUACUAAAGGAGUUUGGUUAUGUCCAUUUAUCAGCUGGUGAUUUAUUAAGAGCAGAACGUAAAAGGGAAGGCUCUAAAGUAGGCGAAGAAAUAGAAAUGCACAUCACAAAUGGCACAAUUGUGCCAGUAGAAAUCACAUGUGGCCUGCUGGACCAGGCUAUGCAGCAAAACAGUUCAAAUAACUUCCUCAUAGAUGGCUUUCCCCGUAAUGAAGAUAAUCUAGCUGGCUGGAACAGAACCAUGAGUGAUAAAAUAAAUCUCAAAUUCGUACUUUUCUUUGAUUGUCCGGAAGAGAUAUGUGUAGAGAGAUGCCUUAAAAGAGGACAACAGGGAAGUGGACGAUCAGACGACAAUGUGGAGAGUAUGAAAAAACGAAUUGUUACAUACAACAAUUGCACAAGGCCUAUCAUAGACCACUAUGACAAAAUGAAAAUGGUGAGAACAGUGGAUGCAUCUAAAUCUCCUGAAAAUGUGUUCAGUGAAGUGAAACAAUUUUUUACAAAGGAUGAUUGAUGAAUAUGGACAUAGUACAAAUUUAUCUCAAUGGAUUCAUUGUAUAUAUAUAGUGGAUAGAGAGGGACUAUACCAGUAUACUAUUGUUAUAUGAUUCUGAAUAAAUGGACUACCUGAUAAUUAUGGAAGACCUAUUCAUAUGGCUUUAAACAAGGUAGUAUAGAAAGUAAAGGGAUAUCAGUGAAUAGAAUGGUGUAAAUGGGACAAUAGAAUAAAAGUUGUCUGAAGAAUGAAGUUGUCUAAUUAAUCAAUUGUUAACCUAUUUAGAUAUUGAUUUUAGUGUAUUCAAUUGUAGUCAUCUCUUGUUGCUGUGCAGUUAACCAAAUAUUCAAUCAUCUUGUCAUUAAUGUUUGUAAAGUUAUUUUAUUUAGAAUCACAAUUACAUACAAGUCACAAUAAGUUCUAAACAUCUUGAAUUAGUUGUACACUAAUUUCAGUUUUUUAAAA
Owenia fusiformis is the source of this 1214-nucleotide messenger RNA. The record is from the annotation of a GenBank genome assembly. Lineage: Eukaryota; Metazoa; Annelida; Polychaeta; Sabellida; Oweniidae.